Alternaria triticimaculans is the source of this 936-nucleotide messenger RNA. RefSeq lists its product as uncharacterized. Gene Ontology annotation, cellular component: eukaryotic translation initiation factor 2 complex. The record is from RefSeq and is a predicted model, not a curated record. The transcript has 4 exons. Gene Ontology annotation, biological process: formation of cytoplasmic translation initiation complex; translational initiation; formation of translation preinitiation complex. Gene Ontology annotation, molecular function: mRNA binding; translation initiation factor activity; translation initiation factor binding. NCBI's taxonomy places the organism in Eukaryota, Fungi, Ascomycota, Dothideomycetes, Pleosporales, Pleosporaceae. The coding region runs from base 1 to 936 and encodes 311 amino acids.
AUGGCUGAUUCUGCCGAUCUCCCUGACCGCAAACCCCGCAAGUCGGUCCAAUUUUCCGAAGGUGCUACGAUUGUCGACAGCAACGGCGACGUUACCGAAUCACUAGAGAUGAACGGCGACAAGGACUCCGCUGAGGGCCACGCUGCGAGUGCUGGCGACGACAAAGAGGUCGAGGAGGUCACCGACAUGUUCGCUGAUCUCGCAAAGAAGAAGAAGAAGAAGUCCUCCAAGAAGAAGGAAGGCGAGGAAGAGGAUGGCGCAGAGGGCGACUUCGCCGCGCUGAAGAAGAAGAAGAAGUCCAGCAAGAAGAAGGUCGAGGACGACUUCGAGGCCAAGCUCGCUGCCGCCGGCGGCGACAAGCCCGAAGGCGAGGAGGAGGUCGCUGCUCCUGAACCCGAAGUACAAGAAGGCGACAUGAUGAAGGGCACCGGCAUCUGGGAACACAACUCGACGACCCCCAUCUCGUACAACCUCCUCCUGAACCGCUUCUUCACGCUCCUCCACGCACAACAUCCCGACCUCGCCAGCUCGGGCACAAAGAGCUACAAGAUCCCGCCCCCACAGUGCAUGCGCGAAGGAAACAAGAAGACCGUCUUUGCCAACCUUGCCGAGAUUUGCAAGCGUAUGAAGCGUUCCGACGAGCACGUUGCUCAGUUCCUGUUCGCUGAAUUGGGUACGAGCGGUUCAUUCGCCGAUCAGAAGCGCCUGGUCAUCAAGGGUCGUUUCCAGCAGAAGCAACUCGAGAACGUCCUCCGACGAUACAUUGUCGAAUACGUUACCUGCAAGACCUGCCGUUCGCCCGACACCGACCUCUCCAAGGGUGAGAACCGUCUCAACUUCGUCACCUGCAACAGCUGCGGAUCGAGACGUUCGGUACAGGCCAUCAAGACUGGUUUCUCAGCCCAGAUCGGAAAGAGGCGGAGAAUGGUGGGUUAG